This is a messenger RNA of Acaulospora colombiana, 1112 nucleotides long. The record is from the annotation of a GenBank genome assembly. NCBI's taxonomy places the organism in Eukaryota, Fungi, Glomeromycota, Glomeromycetes, Diversisporales, Acaulosporaceae.
CCAUUGGGUUCCCUUCACGCUAUUCUGCCUCUCACUCGCAAGCCCGACCGAAUUGGUCUGCACAAAUGGAUGCCGGCACACCCUUUACCAAUCUAGGUCAAUUUUCACCCGGUCAUUUCGAACAGCCGACACAUGCAUAUAAGACAACACGUCAAGCUGGUCUUGAACUUGAGAUGGAUUCCAUCUUUGGCGGUACUUCCGGCGCCUCGACGACUGGUGUUUCUUCCCACUUGUCUCCUCAUACCUUCAGUCAACCCAUUGCUCCCCCAUCAAUGCAAAGAUGCGAUCCUAUUCCCAUACAGUUCAACCAAGCACGGCCUCUACCAACCCUCCCAGCCCACGAAUCGGCUUUUUUGUCAGAUUCAUCCCUGCAUGUUAUGAUGGCCAGCUAUAGGCAGCAAAGGGAUGCAUCAUCCCACGGUGAAACGAGUCCUGGUAUGUUCAACCAAGAACAAGGCCAAGGUUUAGCGGGAGAGGUGUUCCAACCAGCCCAUAUGACCUCGCCAUCCUACACAGGGGAAGAUGACGCCCCUACACCUGCUCUAUCCAUAGAAGAGCCGAAUUCCGAACUAUAUAUUUCGUCGAAUAACACGCCUUUGGCCAACAAUGUCGCCCUCGCGGACGAUUCGAUUGAAUCGUUCUGCAUAAGUUCUUUUCCGGCUGAUCAAGAGUUGCAACAGACUCUCCGAGAAGUGAUGUCAGUGGGGUGGGAGGAACUUGUGGCCCAGAGUUCAAGCGAAGAGAUAUUGGAGUCUCCCACAUCCUUAAGAACCAUCUUCGUAUUUAUCCUGUUAGAUGCGGUGCAAGAGCAGUCAUAUUCGUACGGAUCAGUAGCCGUAAUUACAGCCGACAUAGAAAGAGCUGCAAGUGCCACAGCACUAUCACUUCUGUUUGAUCCGGUGGACAGGGGAAGGCUGGCUGGCGCCAACCCCAUUGCACCGGGCUCAGCCUUGAACCUCUGCCCUGUUGAAUGCUAUGGCAAAUCUGGUGAGGAUGAGUGGAAGGACCAACCCUACUCCAUCAUCUCGCAUUCGGAUGCACCGGCCAGCAACCCCAGCGUGUUCAACGCGAAGAAACACGCGUUAGGUAGAUGGAAACAACCGUUUCUUUAG